Closterium sp. NIES-67 is the source of this 1287-nucleotide messenger RNA. The record is from the annotation of a GenBank genome assembly. NCBI's taxonomy places the organism in Eukaryota, Viridiplantae, Streptophyta, Zygnematophyceae, Desmidiales, Closteriaceae.
GUUUCGAAAACUGACUUCUGUCUGCUCGCCUGCUGCUCGUCUGCUCUCACGUCGCUGACAAGUUAGUUUGUCCGAAACUCCCUUCUUCAGCCAACUUGUCAGCAAGCAGCAGCCAUGGCCGCCAUUGCUCAGAAGUCCGUCUUCCUCGCAGCACCUGCUCUCUCCUCCUUGGAGCAGGCUCGCGCCGUCUCCACCACUGUGUCGCUCCCAGCAUUCCAGGCCAAGCAGCAGCGCCGCUCGCUCGUCGCCACCGCAGCGCUGACCGCGCGCGACCUGCAGACCAAGUCGUUGGAGCAGCUGCGCGCCAUUGCCCGCCAAAAGGGCAUCGUCGGCAACAGCAAGGGCCAACUCAUCGCCGCUCUCACCGGCAAUGCUGUCGCAGCCAAGCCUGCGUCGUACGGCGGCGCCGCCCCCGCUGCCGCCGUGUCGGGCGACGAGGCGGUGCUUCAGGGCAAGUCUCUGGGCGAGCUGCGCGCGCUCGCCGCCGCCAAGGGCCUCCGCGGCGACACCAAGGCGGAGAUCAUCAAGCUGCUCCUGAGCGCCGGCGGCCUCGCCCCUACCCCGAGCCCCACCCCAAUCUCCAUCUCCGCGGAGGCGCGCACCCCCGUGGUCCCCGCGGCGGCGUCCGUUUCCGACUACCAGCGCCGCCUGCAGGUCAAGCCCAUGAGCAAGCUGCGCGCCGUUGCGCGCAUGCGCGGAGUCGUGGGGAACACGCGCGCGGAGCUGGUCGCGGGGCUGCUGGCGUUCCACUCUAAGUCGGGCGCAGCGGGCGCGCAGGCCGCCGCGCAGGACAAGCCCGAGAUCGUGGGGCAGCUCGAGAGCCUCGCGCUGAGCGAGCUGCGCGCGCUCGCCAAGGCGCGCGGAGUGCGCGGAGACACGCGCAAGGAGCUGAUCAAGCUGCUGACCGGCACUGAUGCGCCCAAGGCCGCUGCUCCCGCCGCCGUCUCAUACACCAACGGCAGCGCCGUUGCUUCCUCGUCGUACUCGUCGCCCUCGUACUCCGCGCCCGCGUCUUACUCCGCAUCCACCCGCCCCAACGCGCGCGACCUCGCCACCAAGUCGCUGGCGCAGCUGCGCGCCAUUGCCGCCCAACGGGGAAUCCGCGGAAACACGAAGCAGGAGCUGGUGAAGGCUCUGACCUCGUAAAGAAGAUAAUUCUGAAAGGGGGUGAUUUUGAUCUCUGGGGGAUGCUUAUGUUACUUGUAUGCAUUUUAGGCCGCCACGAAUUUGUCUCCUUUUUUGGGCGCUAGAGCCUUCAAGAGUUAAAUACGAAAAUUUUCCAACUGC